AUGUAUUUUAUUAGUACACUUUUUAUCAUCAUAGUAAUAUUCUAUGACAAUUCAGUAAAUGGAAUAGAUUUAGGCUAUCCAACGAUUACUCAAGCCGGUUUUCAUCAUAAUGCAUUACUCUAUAUUGAUGGAAUUCAUUCACCUGAAAAAUUAAUGUUAUGGCUUACAGGUUCAUAUGAAUCAAUUGAUUCUCAUCAUGUUAUUUUUGAUACAAUAACAAUUCUUGCUGAAAGAACACCAUCAAAUUCUUUAACAGCAUAUUCAACAAAUGAACAAGAUUGGAUAUGGUUUCUUGAAAUAAAACUUUUUGGUUCAUAUGGUAUUCUAUCAAAUCUAACUCAAGCUUUAAAUCAAUUAAAUAUUAAAAAUCAAAAAUUACAAAUUAUUAUUAUGUUACCAUAUAUAGAUCCAAUUGGACAAGAAAAUUUUUCAUCAACAUUAAAUUUAUCUAUUCAAAGUCAUCGUCAACAAGUUAUUCAAUGGUAUAUUGAUACUGUCAAAGAACAAAUUAAACAAUAUUCAAUGUUAUAUUUAUGGGGUAUUUAUCUUAUGCGUGAAGAUAUUAUUUUUGGUAUAAAUGAACAAAUAACAUUAGAAAUAAGUCAAAUUGUUCAUACUAAACAAUUACGUUUACUUUGGAUUCCAUAUACAAGUGCAAUUAAUUGGAAUAAUUGGACAAAAUUAGGUAUUGAUAUUGCUAUUAUACAACCUGGUUAUGCAUUUUCAUCUCCAUUAAUGCAAGGAACAUUUAAUUCUGGUCGAUUACGUACAACUGCUAAACUUGCUCAAAAAUAUGGUUUAGGUGUUGAAAUCGAAACAAAUCAAGGAGCUAGUACAGAAUAUGAAAUAGCACUUUUACAAAAUUAUUUAUCACAAGGUUUUAUUGAUGGUUAUCAAAAUGUACCGACUGCUUAUUUUCUUGGUAAUUAUGAUAGUAUAGCUCGAUCGAAAAAAGCAUGUGAUCUUAUUCGAAAUUAUACAUCUGGUCUUCGAAUUGAACCAACAUUUGUUUCGAAUACGAAAUGGUUUUGGACAACGAAUCAAAAUCUUCAAGCAACAAUCAAUAUAUCAUCAAAUAUUAUACCACAAAGUAUUCGAAUUAAUUGGUCAUUAAAACAUAAAUAUUGGUUUGGUCGAGUUACAGUAGAAGGAUUUAUUACAAUGGAUAAUAAUUAUACAUGGAAAUUGUUGAGUAGCACUGAAAUAGGUGAAAAAAAUUGGCGUGAUGAAGAUUGGACAAGUACAUUAUUACCAUUUUCAUUAUUACCAUCACAAAAAAUUCUAUCACUUCGAGUUUUAUUUAUAAGUUCAAUUUUUUUGCCUUUACUUACUGAUGAAGAUCUUAUUAUUGAACAAAUACCAAAUGGUAUUGCACUUCAAGUAAGUACAGGUGCUCCAUAUCAUAUAUCACCUUCAAUGUUUUCUUAUAAUCCUCAAUAUGGUGAUACAAUAAAUGAAACAUUCUCAAAUUUUAAUCGUGGUUUACUUACUGAUAGACAAUGGUCAAAUGAUGAAUGGCAAUCAACAAUGUCUAUCGGUUGGUUAGAUAAUUCCUAUUCUCAUUCAUACAUACGUAUCGCGCUUGAUUUUGGUAAUAUAAUACAUGUAGAUCAAAUUUUAGUUCGUUCACAUGGUGGUUCAUAUGAAGGUGUUAAUUGGCCUAAUAUUGUUCGUCUACUUAUCAGUACUGAUUGUGUACCAUUCUCAGCAUAUAGUUCAUCUGAUUGUACUGUAAAAAGUUAUCCAUGUACAGAUCGUAUUAUAACUGGUGGUACGGAUAUGAAUCAAGGUGGUAUAUUAUCAUUUACAUUUUCGAAUUCUCUUCGUUGGGCAACACUUGAAUUUCAAUCAAAUGCUUGGCUUAUGAUUGAUGAAAUACAAGCUUUUGUUAAUGGACGUGAAAUUUCAAAUUUAAUUAAUUAUUAUUUUCUUACACCAUCAACUUCAAAAAUAAUAUCAUCCAGUGACGGUACUUAUUUUGAUGAUGGUGUUCGUCUUACUGAUGGAGUUAUAGCUGGUAUGAUGGGACCAAUUACAGGAUGGCUAAAAAGUGAAUCACAUACUAUUACAAUUGAUUUAUUAAUGAAUCGAAAUAUUCGUGAAACAUCUGUUUGGACAUUAAUUAAACCUGAUUGGGCUAUAAGCCCACCGAGAUUAGUAGUAGUUAGUACAAGUUUAGAUGGUAUAACAUGGAUUUUAUUUAGUGAACAUGGACAGAUGCAAAUAGGUGAACGCAUGUUAGAUGCUCAACGUUUAUUUAUUACUAAUAGUAAUACAAGUCUAGUUCGAUAUAUUAAAUUUGAUUUUGUUACUGAUCAGUUAUUUCCAGGAUGGUGGACAAUGGUAUCUGAAGUAACAGCUACGGAUUAA
Messenger RNA from Rotaria sp. Silwood2, 2370 nucleotides. Lineage: Eukaryota; Metazoa; Rotifera; Eurotatoria; Philodinida; Philodinidae. The record is from the annotation of a GenBank genome assembly.